Molecule: messenger RNA, 1704 nt
Organism: Aspergillus affinis
Lineage: Eukaryota; Fungi; Ascomycota; Eurotiomycetes; Eurotiales; Aspergillaceae
Product: cytochrome P450
Exons: 3
Coding region: 1-1704 (567 amino acids)
Molecular function (GO): iron ion binding; oxidoreductase activity, acting on paired donors, with incorporation or reduction of molecular oxygen; monooxygenase activity
Source: RefSeq, a predicted model, not a curated record
AUGACCAUCUUGAAGGUAUUUGGUAUCCUUGUGGUGGUCUUUCUGGGAUACCACGGCCUUCUGUCUUUGCUCCAACACCGACGUCUAUCCUAUCUUUCAAAAAAGCAUGGGUGCGCCCCGCCAGUCACCCAGGCAAUGCGCUGGCCUUGGGGAGCUGAACGGAUUGUUCGGAUACUGCGAUUUCGCGGGGAUAUCUUGGACGGUCUGAUCUCGCCCAGCUUUUACCGCACCGGGGCGUGGACCAUCCGGGCCACAAUGCCUCUGGCUCUCCAGCCACUGAUGCUCGUGGCCGAGCCCGCGAAUGUCAAGGCGGUGCUGUCUACCAGUUUCGCCGACUGGGGUGUAGGCCCUCGUCGGUUGAAGCAGUUCGGACCUUUUCUAGGGCUGGGAAUAUUCACGGCCGACGGCCAUUCGUGGUCGUCCGCGCGCGGGAUUCUACGACCCGUCUUUUCGCGCCACCAGGUGUCCGAUCUUGAGUUCACCAGCCGCCAUGUCGACCGGUUGCUGGACUGCCUCAGCGCCAGCGAAGACGCGACGCCAGCUGGCACUUGGACGGACUGGGUAGACGCGAUGCCUCUCAUCUACCGAUUCACCAUGGAUGCGGCUACCGAGUUCCUCUUUGGCGAGAGCGUUGAUAGCCAGCUUCGACCCGGUACCGUAUCGGACCGUCGCAAUGUCUUCGAACAGGCGUUUGAGACGUCGUCCAUGGGCGUUGGCGGCCGCAUGCGCCUCGGCGCCUUCUACUGGGUCCUAAAUCACGCGGUAUUCCGUCGUGCCUGUCAACUCUGUCGCACCUAUGUGAGCGGCUUCGUGGACCGUACUCUUGGCCUGCCCCAUGAUAAGGAGAAGAAGUAUCAGCGCGGGCUCUUCCUGCGCCAGCUAUCCGAGUUGACGCAGGACCGCGAGCUCAUUCGCGACCAGCUGCUUCAGCUGCUUUUCGCUGGCCGCGACACCACGGCCACGCUAAUUUCAUUCGCCCUGCUAUGUCUGGCUCGCGAUCCCACUGCCUGGUCCAAGCUGCGCGCCGAAGUCCUCGCCCACUCCGCCAACAGCCUCUCUUUUGAGUCUCUCAAGUCUUGUUCCUACCUGCAGGCCGUUCUCUCGGAAACGCUGCGCCUCUAUCCGCCCAUCCCCAUCAACACGCGCCAGGCCUUGCGCGACACCGUUCUGCCCGUCGGUGGCGGCCCGGAUGGGGACCAGCCCGUGGCCAUUCCCAAGGGCACAACUCUCACGUAUAGUGUCUACGUGAUGCACCGACGCACCGAUAUCUGGGGCGAAAAUGCAGCCGAGUGGUGCCCAGACAGAUGGCAGGGACUGAAGGGCGGGUUUCACUACCUGCCUUUCAACGCAGGUCCACGACAUUGUCCUGGUCAGCAAUUUGCCCUCACCGAAGCAAGUUAUACUCUAGCGCGCCUGGCGCAGUCCUUUGACAUGAUCGAGUGUCCCGAUCCGACGCAACCGAUUCAGAAGACACUAGGUAUCACGGUGCAUCCGACUAGAGGGGUCGAAGUGAGAUUCCGCAAAGCAGCACAUAACCGUCGGUCGCACCAACAUUGCGAGGACGCAGCGUGCAGCGCGAGGGAUGAGGAAGAAGCAAAAAAGAGGGAAGUCGCAACGAUCGAUGAGAUUUGUGGGUCACAGGACCGGCUAGUCCUAAAGAGGCAAGUGCAGCUUCCUAGUCGCAAAGUGAAUCUGAAAUCUUGA